Messenger RNA from Cutaneotrichosporon oleaginosum, 2325 nucleotides. RefSeq lists its product as uncharacterized. The record is from RefSeq and is a predicted model, not a curated record. Gene Ontology annotation, molecular function: acetoacetate-CoA ligase activity. Gene Ontology annotation, biological process: lipid metabolic process. NCBI's taxonomy places the organism in Eukaryota, Fungi, Basidiomycota, Tremellomycetes, Trichosporonales, Trichosporonaceae.
CCACCACUCAACCACUCAGCGGAACUCCCGGCCCACUCACAAUCUCGACAUCCAGUCCUCCCUCCUCCUCGCGUCCUCCUCGCCUAUCCUCCUCGCUCCUCUUCUCCAUCUCCAUCUACAUCUCCCUCUCCCUCUCCCUCUCCCUCUCCACAACCAUGACCUCAACAGACCCCGAACAGCUCUGGGCACCCGCCAACCCAGAGUCAACCCAGUCCGCAAAGCUAGCAGCCCACGUCAGCCAAAAGUAUGGCGUCCAGCUCUCCACCUACGAGGACUUUUGGCGCUGGUCUUGCGCCAACCGCGGCGACUUCUGGAGCGAGGUCUGGGACUGGGAAGGCGUUAUCGGUGACAAGGGGCCUGCGCCGUACGUCGACGAGUCUGCUCGCCCCAAAGACAACCCCAAGUGGUUCCCCAAUGCCCGCCUCAACUGGGCCGAGAACCAGCUCCGCAAUGCCGCCGCACACCCCGCCGACGUCGCUAUCAUCGACACCUGCGAGCACACCUCAGACUUUAAGCCUGCUCCGCGCGAGGUCUCGCAGAAGGAGCUUGUCGGCCUCGUCGCCCAGGCCCAGGCUGGCAUGAAGGCCGCAGGCGUGCAGAAGGGUCACCGCGUAGCGUACUGGGGCGGCAACCGCCUCGAGGCCGCCGUCACCCUCCUCGCUACUACCUCCCUCGGUGCCAUCUUCUCGUCGGCCGCAGCUGAUUUUGGCGUCGACGGUGUGAUUGAGCGUCUUGAGCAGAUCAAGCCCCACCUCCUCGUCGUCUCAAACGGAUGCGUGUACAACCAGAAGCACCACCCGCUGUUACCACUGCUGCCGCGCCUCUUCACGUCGCUGUCGCACCCGCCCGCGAACACGGUCAUCAUCAACCACCUCCCAGACGAGCUCGACGACAAGGUCAGCGUCUCGCAGUUCCUCGAGGGAUGGCAUGACGGGCACACCAAGCUGCACCGGUGGGCCGACUUUGUCAACCACCCCGCCGGCGUGCCAACCUACGAGCGCAUCGGGUUCAACGACCCCAUCUGGAUCCUCUUCUCGAGCGGCACGACAGGCAAGCCCAAGGCGAUCGUCCACCGCUGCGGCGGCAUGCUGAUCGAUGCCCUGCGCGAGCACCACAUCCAGGGCGACAUCUCCCGCGGCGACGUCUUCUUCCAGUACACCACCACCGGCUGGAUGAUGUACCAGUACUUGAUCGCAGGGCUGGCGACGGGCGCCACGGUGCUGCUGUACGACGGCUCGCCGCUCAAGGACCCCGCGACGUGCUGGAACCUAAUCGAUGCGCACGGCGUCAGCAUCUUCGGCACCUCGGCAAAGUACAUUGAGAUGGUGAGCAAGGUGUACCCGGACGUGGGGAAGAAGCACGCGCUCGCGCGCCUGCGCCAGAUCCUGUCCACGGGCUCGCCCCUCGCCGCCGACCUCUUCGACUACGUCUACGCAAACAUCAAGCAAGACUUGCUUCUCGGCUCGGUGUCGGGCGGCACUGACAUCUGCUCCGUCUUCGCGGGCCGCUGCACCGCCCUGCCCGUGUACCGGGGCGAGAUCCAGUGCCGCCAGCUCGGCUUCUACCUCGACAGCACGUCGUCUGACGCGCACGAGAUCCCGGGCGAGCUGAUCGUGCGCGAAGCGUUCCCGAUCGAGCCCGUCGGCUUCUGGCCCCUGCCGCGCGAAUACCUCCCCGACGGGCAGAACAUUGCGCAGGCCGACAUUGACGCGGCGCAAGCCCGCUUCCUCGACUCGUACUUCAAAGACGACGCCGGCAACUGGUACCACGGCGACUUUGUCAAGAUCACGCGCUCGCGCGCCGGCAACUCUGGCGGGCUCGUGUUCCUCGGCCGCUCCGACGGCGUCCUCAACCCCCAGGGCAUCCGCUUCGGCCCCAUGGACAUUUACAGCGUGCUGGAGAACCCGGCGUUCGCCGCGCGCGGCAUCGAAGAGACGCUCGUCGUCGGCCUCCUCGUCGACGGCGGCAACGACGAAAAGGUCAUCCUCUUCGUCAAGAUGUACGACGGCAAGGCGCUCGACGACGAGUGCCUCAAGCUCAUCAAGACCUCGAUCCGCAGCGCGCGGAGCGCGCGCCACGUGCCCGCACGUAUCGUGCAGGUGUCGGACAUUCCCAUGACGCUUACAGGCAAGAAAAUCGAGGUGCCCAUCCGCAAGGUCAUCAACGGCGCGCCCGUCGCCGCCAUCAACCCCGCCACACUCCGCAACCCCGCCUGCCUCCAGGAGUAUGUCGGCCUCGGCGAGGCCAUGCGUGCAGAGGAGGGCGUGCUUGUGCCGCUGCUGCAGUAGUAUCAUGUUUCACUCUAGAUGUACAAGUAGACAAGGA